This is a messenger RNA of Eriocheir sinensis (Chinese mitten crab), 3492 nucleotides long. RefSeq names its product aminopeptidase Ey-like. The record is from RefSeq and is a predicted model, not a curated record. Gene Ontology annotation, biological process: peptide catabolic process; proteolysis. Gene Ontology annotation, molecular function: metalloaminopeptidase activity; peptide binding; zinc ion binding. Bases 109 to 3219 code for a protein of 1036 amino acids. Lineage: Eukaryota; Metazoa; Arthropoda; Malacostraca; Decapoda; Varunidae. The transcript has 18 exons. Gene Ontology annotation, cellular component: cytoplasm.
GUCACUGGCAGUCGGUCUUGAGGUUCCUUAAGGCGAGCAGGGAACCCUCGCCUUUCUCUAGUGAGACUGACAAAGAACAGAGAAAGUGAGUGAGUGAGUGAGAGAAGGAUGGAGGGAGGGAGAGACAUGAACAGCAGCAUGACGCGGAGCAGCGACGUGGUGGCGAUGGACCUCCACACCUCAGACUCCCACAUGGUCUCCUUCGGCAAGCGGAGUGGCUGUUUCGUGAGCCGCUCCGUCGUGUGGCUCUUCCUCAUCUUCUUCGUCAGUGCCCUCGUCGCCACGGGCCUCCUCGUCUACUUCUUCGCCCCGCACGUCAGGACGGAGGACAGUCUGGCCACGAUAGAGCCGCAUAUUAUAGUGCGGGAGAUUCCCGACUUUAAGUUGCUGCCCACCACCUCCUCAACCACCUCAACCGCCGUCACCACCACCACCCCCACCACCACCACCACCGACAGCCCGGCCACCACUCCUGCCGCGGAUAAAAUCGACGUGCGCCUCCCGCGAUCCCUGCGUCCGCUGCACUACCUGGUGAAGCUGCAGCCGCUCAUCAACGGCAACCUGAGCAUCCUGGGCUACGUGGAGGUGGAGAUGGAGGUGCUGGAGGCCACGACCAACAUCACCCUCCACAUCGCCGACAUCAUCACCCACAACGACACCAUCAAGCUGCGUCCCCUCGGUGAGCCUGCGGGACCCGGCCUGGCCAUCGCCGCCCACCAGUACGACGCCGAGCGAGAGUUCUACGUGGCCCAGCUGAAGGAGCCGCUGCGGCCGGGCGGCAGAUACGUCCUGUCCAUGCACUUCCUCGGCCUGCUCAACGACCUGAUGAAAGGCUUCUACAGGUCCACCUACAGGGACGCUGACGGCACCGAGAAGAGGCUGGCGGCGACGCAGUUCCAGGCGACGGACGCGCGGCGAGCCUUUCCGUGCUUCGACGAGCCCGGGCUGAAGGCCACCUUUGAGGUGCACCUCGCCCGCCAGGACAACAUGACCUCGCUCUCCAACAUGCCCAUCAAGGAGACGCUGCCCAUGGCGGGCCAGGAGGGCUGGCUGUGGGACCACUACCAGACCACGGUGAACAUGUCAACCUACCUCCUCGCCUUCGUCGUGUCGGACUUCGUGUACCUAAAUUCUACCACCAAUAGUGGGACACUUUUCAGAACCUGGGCCCGGGAGGCAGCGCUGGACCAAGCCAAGUACUCGAGUAGCAUCGGGCCGCCCAUCCUGGACCAUUUCGAGGAGUAUUUCAGCCAGCCGUACCCGCUCCCCAAGCAGGACAUGAUUGCCCUCCCGGACUUUUCCGCCGGCGCCAUGGAGAACUGGGGCCUCGUUACUUACAGAGAGACAGCGCUGUUGUACGACCCUACAGUGUCCACAGCAUUGAGCAAGUUCUAUAUAGCGGCGGUGGUGGCGCACGAGCUGGCGCACCAGUGGUUUGGCAACCUGGUGACGCCCCGCUGGUGGACGGACCUGUGGCUCAACGAGGGAUUCGCCUCCUACGUGGAGUACAUCGGAAUGCAGAGCGUGGAGCCGUCGUGGGGCGUCAUGGAGAUGUUCGUGCACCUCAAGCUGCAGAGCGUGAUGGACAAUGACAACAUUCAGUCUUCUCAUCCGAUCAGAAUCGAAGUUCACAACCCAAAUGAAAUCGGUCAAAUAUUUGACCAAAUCACUUACAACAAAGGCUCCACAGUCAUCCGCAUGAUGAACCACUUCCUGACGGAGGCGGUGUUCAGGCGUGGCGUCAACACUUAUUUGGAGGAAUUCAAGUACGACAGCGCGGAGCAGGACGAUCUGUGGCGGCACCUGACGGAGGCGGCGCACGCGGCGGGCACGCUGCCGCCGGAGCUGAGAGUCAAGGCCAUCAUGGACACGUGGACGCUGCAGAUGGGCUACCCCGUCAUCAGGGUGGAGCGGAGCCCCGACGGCACCUCGGCCAGCGUCUCCCAGGAGCGGUUCCUGCUGGUGAAGGACGACAGCGCCAAGGACACGCACGACUACAAGUGGUGGGUGCCGCUGACCUACACGGGCCAGCAGCGGCCGGACUUCAGCCAGACGCAGCCCCAGGUGUGGAUGAAGGACUCGGAGGCGCAGGUCACCGUCACCGACCUGCCCCCCAAGGACCAGUGGGUCAUCUUCAACCUGCAGGAGACCGGCUACUACAAAGUCAACUACGACCAGCACAACUGGAACCUGCUCACCCAGCAGCUGCUCAACGACCACAGCGCCAUCCACACGGUCAACAGGGCGCAGAUCAUUGAUGACGCUUUUGACCUGGCCCGCGCUGGUCAGCUGAACUACACUGUGGCUUUCAAGAUAUUUAGUUAUCUAUACAAGGAGAAGGAGUACCUGCCCUGGAAGGCGGCCACCGGCGCCUUGAACUACGUGAUAAGUAUGUUCAAAAUGACGGGAGCCUACGGAUCCCUGCAGAAAUACAUCCGGGGGCUGGUGCGGCCCGUGUAUGACAUGACUGGCUUCGAGGACAAGCUCGACGACCCCCUGCAGACCAGUCUCCUGCGGGGUGUCGCCCUCAACUGGGCGUGUGCCAUGGAGCACCAGCCGUGCCUCGACACGUCCUCCAAACUCUUCAGGCAGUGGAUGCUUCAGCCCGACAACGCGACCAUCAUCACGCCCAACGUCAAGUGGGUCGUGUACUGCCGGUCGCUGGAGGCGGGCGGGGAGGAGGAGUGGAGCUUCGCCUGGGACCGCUACCUCAAGAGUAACGUCGGCUCAGAAAAGACCCAACUAUUGUCAGCGAUGGGAUGCACCAAAAAGCAAUGGCUCCUGUCCAGGUACUUGGAUAUGGCCUUCGAUGAAAACAGCGGCAUCCGGAAGCAGGACAGCCAGCGGGUGUUCGCGGCCGUGGCUCACAACAGCGUGGGUCGCCGGCUGGCCUGGGACUACCUCAGGACUAACUGGGCCAAGAUCUAUAAGUACUUCGGAGGCAAGGCGAAACAAAGGCUCAUCACUGCCGGCACCAAAGACUUCAACACGGAGCAACAUCUGAAUGAGGUGCUGGCGUUCAAGGUGGAGCGCGGAGAGGAGCUUGCCGCGGCGUCCCGAACGGUGGACAACGUGGUGGAGCAGAUCAAGAACAACAUGGUAUGGAUAGAACAGAACUACCAGACCAUCGUCGCCUGGCUGAACGAGGAGGGCUUCAACAAGAAACUCCGGAGCUCUUGGCACGAGAAGAUGAAGGAGGGGGAUGCGAUGAUUAUGUAAGGACAGAGCUGAAAAAAGGAAGAUAUGAUGGCCACGUAACUUAAGUAACAAUAAUGAUAAAAAAGAAUGAUGGAUGUGUUGACCAGUGUUAUGUAAGGACAAUGAUGAGCUGAAAAAAAGAAGAUAUAAUGGCCACGUAGCUUAAGUAAUAAUAGUGAUAAAAAAAAAAGAAUAAUGAGGAUGAAAGGAUGGUCAUGAAAAAUACGUGAAGUGAAAAGGGAAAAGAGUUUAUGGCAAAAAAAAAGAAGAAAAAUUACGAAACAACAAUAAAAA